AUUGAAUGGUCAAUAAAUCUACACGCGACACAGUACAUUGUGGGCCGAGAACUAUCCUGAGUGUGGGCCUAGGCAUAGUUUGUUUGAAGAUUAUCGGGAUUAUUGUACAGAGGGUUGGUCAGCAGACGCAGAUGAGAAGAGUGGGACACUGUUUACAGAUAAUCAUGGCUCAAUUUAUAUCUUCAGUUUCUAUAUUUUGCACUGUUAUAAUUUCGUAUUACAUGGCUACACCAGGUAGUACAGAACUUCGAUCGUUUCUAGCUUCAGAAAAGACUUACGACGAGUUGUACCAAGAGGGUAUGAAAGCCUAUUCAAGUGAGAAUUGGAAGGAUACCAUAACCUUCCUUGAAAACGCUAUCACAGAAUUCAAAUUCUAUCGCAACCAGUUGACAUCUUGUCGUAUUAAGUGCAACAAUGUUUCAAAAGUUUCCUUUCCAAAUUCUAAUGAAUUGACUGAGCUAACUUUCUUUGAAAGUGUGUUCUUCCAAGCGGACUGUCUACGCAGAUGUAAGUUUCAAAAUCUUGGAAAUCGACCCGAGACGUUGAAUCAAGAGGUUACAGAAAAGUUUUUGGGAAAAAUUCCAUACAGUUAUUUACAGUUCGCAUACUAUAAGAACUUCCAGUAUUCUAGUGCUAUAUCAGCAGCGUAUACCUACCUUCAGGCUAACCCACAAGACGAAGUGAUGAUAAGUAACUUGGAGUAUUAUGAAUCAAUAUCAUCAAAUAAAGACUCAUUUGUGGAUUUAGAAGAAGAGCCACACCAGGCGCAUUUUCGCAGAGGUUUGAAGUAUUACCGGACACAAAACUGGACGGGGGUCAUAUACGAGAUGGAGGAGGCCCUCAGUGCCUACUGGAUAGCAGAUCUCGAAUGCCGGGCACUGUGUGAAGGGAAAUAUGAUGAUCGUGACUUUCUCGAUCUUUACGAAGCAAUAUCUAACCACUAUGCAUCCACAUUACAUUGUAAAGAGGGUUGCGAAGCUGUACUAGCAACAUUGGAAGAAGAAAAUUAUGAGAAUUAUUUACCGCAACAUUUCCAUUUCCUGCAGUUUGCAUAUUUUCAAGUUGAAGAUAUAACGCAUGCUACUCAGAAUGCUCUUUCCUUCUUGCUGUUCUCACCGGAUGAUGAGAUUAUGAAGUCCAACAUGAGGUACUAUUUAAAUGAAGGGAUAGAUGCUGAGGAUAUUCGUCCUCGUGAAGAUGCUGAAAGGUACCACUCUCGAGUCAUGAUGGAGAAGAAGAUGCUAGCCUUUGCUCGUUUGAGGUUCUGGGGUGAGGAUGACGUUGUAUACAAUGACCCUUUGGAGAAGCCCUCUGUCACAGAAUACAUGGAUGAAGACGAUAAUAACAAAGAAAUAGAAGAAUUGAUUCAGAGAGGGAAGGAGUUGGAAAAGUUAAAAGAUAAAUAUAAGUUCAAUGAUGAAGAAGAUGAAAGUGAUGAAUAUGUGGAGACCGAUGAUACACAUGAAAGAAGUAACAAUGAUGAUGAUAAUAUAGAAGAUAAAGAGAAAAACUUGGAUGAAGAAAAACCAAACACUAGUGAUGAAGAAACAGAUGUUAAUGAUGUAGCAGAUAAAAGCAUAACAGAUAACGGUCAUUUUUUAGAUGAGCGUCCCGCUCCACCCACCGAGGUUGAGCGGGAUGAUCAAAGAACUACAAGUAACAAUAUUAAAGAAGAUAAAGAUAAAAAUGAUGCAGUGAUAAUUCCAGAAUCAGAAAAGACUAAAAGUAGUCGGAAAAAAAAGCAAGUACGCAAGGCUGUGGCAUUGCUGGAUGGCAUGAAGAUUACUAGAGACGAAGCCUCGUUAAGAGGGAAGAACCGUGUCGUAGCAGACAAAUUAACGAGUCAAGAUGAGUGCAAAUUAUUACUGGACCUUGCUCAGACGUAUGCCUACCCAGGGGACGGGUAUCAAGGCAACCUCCACCCUCACAGUUCACACGAAUCUUUUAAAGGUAUCGAUAUUUUGGAGGUGGUUCUUUUUGCACGGGCCAAGAAGAUUCCUCAUGCUAUGGCUCAAGCUUACUUGGAUCUGAGUGAGCGUGCUAGGAUGUUUACAGAGUCGUACUUCAAUUUAACAAGGCCUUUAUAUCAUUCUUAUACACACCUUGUCUGCCGAACAACUGAGCCAGGUGCUCCGGUGGAUCGUAAAGACCUAAGUCAUCCUGUGCAUGCUGACAAUUGCCAGCUGGAUGAGAAUGGUGAUUGUCACAAGGUGCCCCCUGCAUUUGUCUGGAGAGACUGGAGUGCUAUCACAUAUCUAGGGGAUGACUUUGAGGGUGGAGAUUUUAUUUUUUCAAGUAAUAAAUUGCAGAUUCAGUCAAAAGUCAAACCAAAAUGUGGACGUAUUGUCGCAUUUUCUGCAGGUGAAGAAAAUUUACACGGCGUUUUACCAGUUUUAAGCGGGCGUCGCUGUGCAAUGGCAUUAUGGUUCACGCACGAUCUUCGUUACAUGGAGUUGAAUCGAUACAAAGCACAGAAAAUCCUUUCAAAUAUGAAAGAGGAGAUGAAUCGGAAAACAGAAUUAUGAAGCUGUUUAAAAAUGAAUGUUGUUUUAUUUAGUGUAUGAUGAGCAUAUAAGCAAAGUGAGGUAUGAACACUGGAUUUUUAUAUCUGUGAAAAAUGGUCAGUUAACAGUGAUGCUUUGGGAAUGUAUAUGCUGGCUCAUUUGAUUCUACAGGUAGCCUUAACUGGGUUCCCUCGGCCUAGUGUUGUUAAUUGCUCCUGGCUUUAAUGAGGUCGUAUCUGCACACACUGCACUAUGCAACAUUUUAUUUUCUUAUGCCUCAGUCAUCAAAAUGUUGUCAUUCUCUUGAUGCCAAACACAAUAUCUGCAGCCUUGGAGUUGUUUUUUAAUUAUUAUAUUUUUUUAAAAUUAAUUUUUUUAACGAUUUUUAUAGACGGUGACCCUUUUACCCUCUUAAAGAUAUGAACUAGUUUAUAUGUCAAUCAUGACAUCAUUACAUUUACUGCAAUUUGAUUUUCCUAAACCUACAUAUGAUACGGCAACAACACAUGCCCAGUGGAGGAUCCUAAAUUUUUCAAACUGGGUGGGGGUUGGGCACAAUAUUUUUAGAAUAAUUAUUUCAAUACAUAACAUUUAUACGCAUUGAAAUUUUAAAAUUUAGUGCUCCCUACUGGAUCCACGUCUGGCACAGAUUGCCUCUAAUUAGCUACAAACAUCUUAGCGCCAGUUACACCUCAAUGCAGUGGUAAUGGUUCGAGUAUGCAUGAGAAAGAAGCAAACCUAAAAACAUGAAAUUGGUUUUCUGAAGAGAUGAAUUUAGGAAGUUCAUAGAUUCUAAGGAACCCAAAAUACAAGUGCAGACAAAGGAGAAAAUAAAAAUAAAAUUUUAUUGGUGAAUGUAAAAUAGGAUGUACAGAAAAGAUAAAACAAUGAAUAAUUAUAAUUCAUGUUAGGAACAGCUUAAAUUAGAAAAAUAUCUAUGGCUCAUUGAAAGCUGACUGUCCCAAAGAGUAAUUACAAAUUUAGAUAUUAUACAAAAUAAAAACAUAGCAAGGGAUUCAAAAUCCAGUACAAAAAGCACAUUUCAUAUUAGCUGAAUUAAUCAUAAUUAUUUUUAUGAAUAAGGCAAGAUUUUUUUUCCUUGUUUUGCAUAUUUUUUUUAAAGAUUAUUGGAGGAGGGUGGAAUAAAAAUGUUAGUAAUUGAUUGAUGUUCCACAUUGAACAUGCAUGCUUCAUGUUGAUGCUCCCCAAGGAACAUGCAUACUAUACAUUGAUGUUCCCCAAGGAACACGCAUACUACACAUUGAUGUUCCACAAGGAACAUACAUGUUUCACAUUGAUGUUCAACAUGAAACUUCUUUGCUGCAGCUUAACAUUGAUGCUGUACAACAACAUGCAAACCUCAUAUUGAUGUUCCUAAAGGAACAUUCUACACAUUGAUGUUCCACAAGGAAAAUACAUGGUUCUUGUGGAUGUUCCACAGGGCACAUAACAUGGUUCAAAUUGAUAUUUUAAAAAAGAUGUUGUUUUCUUAUUUAGCCAAUAGUUUUGCCAAAAUCAUCCAGACAAAGGAGAAAAUAAAAAUGAAAUUUUAUUGAUGAAUGUAAAAUAGGAUGGUUAAAUUCUUCAAAUUUAUAUAAUUAGGAAGAAAUAUACAUAUCUUAUCUUUGGAGAUUUCAAGGCAGCGGACGGCGUAAUAAAAAUAAAGAAAAUAUAUGUAUUUAAAAAUGUACAAUACAAGGUUGUAAGAAUUGUCAUUCAAACAAGCGGUAUUGUUUAAUUUGGUGCUACCAACUCAAUGUGUUUUAAUUAAAUUUAUGCUUAAAUCUAUAUUUGUGCUGAUUCAUAAAAAGCUGUUGUUUGCAUUUGCUUUUGCACUCAGGGGUUUUUAACAAUAUUUAAUAAUUAGUAUACUUUAAAAUGUUUGCUUUAACAAUUUUGUUGGUGCUAUACUUUGUAAAUUAGCAUAGUGUAUUUAUAUUUAAACAAAAAUUAUUUUCUACCCAAAAACAUUUUUUUUUAUAGUUGCCAUUUCUUGUAUCCAUAUUUUAUAUUAGGAUUUUUGUAAGAAAAAAAAAAUUUUAUUGUAAGAGUAGAAUAUUUCACAAGUGCAAGUUGAUGAUUUUGAGAAUAAACAUAGAACACGGAUAAGAAAAUCCAUCACGG
Anneissia japonica is the source of this 4628-nucleotide messenger RNA. RefSeq names its product prolyl 3-hydroxylase 1-like. Bases 6 to 2525 code for a protein of 839 amino acids. The record is from RefSeq and is a predicted model, not a curated record. Gene Ontology annotation, molecular function: oxidoreductase activity, acting on paired donors, with incorporation or reduction of molecular oxygen; protein binding; L-ascorbic acid binding. Gene Ontology annotation, biological process: collagen metabolic process. The transcript has 10 exons. NCBI's taxonomy places the organism in Eukaryota, Metazoa, Echinodermata, Crinoidea, Comatulida, Comatulidae.